CGGCUCAGCGUUCAGUCGAUCUGUAAACAGCAAACGCGACGCGUCCUAGCCAACCCACAGCGCAUUGCAGCGGAUCUAUCAGCGAACACGAUCGAUCCAUUCAUUGGCUAGAAAUAAUCAAUUUGUGUUUCCCAUUUGACUGCAGUUAAAAUGCAAAGAAACGAAUUAGGCACGAUCGAUACUCGGCCAAUUGUGCGGCACUAAAAGCGAGCGGAGCGGCAAUUGCUACGCCACAUUAAACAGAUUCUAAAAAAAAAAAAAUAAAUAAAUAAAAUAAAAUAAUAUAUAUAUAUAUAUAAAUACAAAUAUCAGUACAUAACAUAAAUAAUUCAUUUGCGCGGGCAACGGUCAUCAAAAGUGCUAAAAAUAAUUUGAAGAAUAUAAAAAAGGUGCAAAAUAUAACUAAAAUAUAUAUAAAAUAUUUCUUCUAUAACAUAUAAAUAAUAUAUAACGAAAAUGAAGUUCAUUUGCUGUGGCAGUAAGGGCGCCAUGUCGGUCAACGAGAAUGCCGCUAAUAUUGAGAACAAAAAGGAAGCGGAAGCCGAGGGUAGCACAACUUAUGGUCUGGGUGUCCGGCACUGGCAAACAUUCCUGUUUUUCUUCGCACUGACGGUGGCCUAUGCCCAGCGCGUCAAUCUGUCUGUGGCCCUGGUGGCCAUGACAGAUGCCGCUGCCGCCAAUCCCGCUUUUCCGGAGUACGCAUGGUCAGAGAAGACUAAAUCAUUGAUCUUGAGCAGCUUCUUUUGGGGCUAUGUGCUGACCCAAGUGCCCUCCGGUCAGCUGGCUCGCAAAUUUGGCGGCAAGAUCACAUUGCUGGUGGGUCUGUCCAUCUGCUCCGUGCUCAAUGUGCUUACGCCCAUCUUUGCCCGGUGGGGCGACUGGCAAUUGGUUUGCGCGUUGCGUGUCGUUGAGGGCUUGUGCCAGGGCGUUGUCUUUCCAUCGGUGCACACGCUCAUCUCCGCCUGGGUGCCGCCCAAUGAGCGACCUGUCCUGGGCACCUGCGCCUAUGCGGGCAACCAGUUUGGCACGAUCGUCAUGAUGGCCACGAGUGGCCUGCUCGCCUCCUCCUCCGCUGGCUGGCCGAGCAUCUUUUACGUUUCCGGCGGCGUCGGCUGCCUUUGGGCCAUUCUAUUCUUCAUCUGGGGCGCCAGCUCACCGGCGCACUACAAGAAGAUCUCCGUGGAGGAGCGCAAGAUGAUUGAGCUGGCGCAGGCGAGCGAAUCCGUAUCGGAGCAGCCCAAAGAGAAGCUGCACACGCCCUGGCUCAGUUUCUUCACGUCGCCGGCCUUCCUGGCGCUGAUCGUGGCGCACAGCGCCAACAACUGGGGCUUCUGGACGCUGCUCACCGAAAUUCCCAGCUACAUGAAGAAUGUCCUCGGCAAGGACAUCAAAUCGAAUGCGUUGCUCUCGGCCCUGCCCUACUUCGCCAUGUUCUGCAUGUCGUUUGUCUUCUCGGCCAUUGCCAUGCAGCUGAACAAGCGCAACUGCAUCUCGACCGAGGUCAGCCGGAAGCUCUUCAACUCGAUUGGCAUGUGGGUGUCGAUGUGCUCGCUCAUCGGCCUGGCCUAUGUCACCGCCGAUCAGAGCACUAUGGCCGUCGCUCUGCUAACCGUGACUGUCGGCUUCAAUGGCGCCUGCUAUCUGGGCUUCCAGAUCAAUCACAUCGAUCUUUCGCCCAAUUUCGCGGGCAUUCUGAUGGGCAUCACCAACUGUGUGAGCAACAUCAUGAGCAUCAUAGCACCUCUACUUGUCGGCUUCAUUGUGACCAAUGAGCACGAUGUGGAGCAGUGGCGCAUUGUCUUCUUCAUUGCAGCGGCCAUUUAUCUGGUGGGCAAUGGUUUGUUCGUCAUCUUUGGACGCGCGAGUGUGCAGCCCUGGAACGAUCCUCCAGCCAAGCCACGUCGCAACUCUACGCCCCAGGUGGAGUCUCAGCACUAGAGACUCAUAGAGAGUGAAAGCGAGCGAACAUGAGAGAGAGAGAGAGGGAGAGAGAGAGAGAGAGAGAGAGAGUCUAGCUAGUCAUCUAGUUAACAUUUCCAACCCACUAACUGCUUCGAUCCGCUGUGUUCGACUGAAGCUCAUCAAUUUAAAUGUAAUUCGAGUUUUGAUGUAUUCUAGCAUCAUUUGCUAUUUGUAUAUCUAUAUAUACAUAUACAUAUAUAUGUAUAGAUAUAUAGCUACUAUUUGAAUUUGUCGUCUUAAGUUUAGUGCGUAGUCUAUAACUAAGUUCCCGUUGCAUAUGUAUAUAAAGACCAAAUAACGAAACAGAAAACAAAUACAAUAAUAAAAUGUUAAGAAACCAAA
Messenger RNA from Drosophila mojavensis, 2304 nucleotides. RefSeq names its product putative inorganic phosphate cotransporter. The transcript is spliced from 4 exons. Bases 457 to 1938 code for a protein of 493 amino acids. Gene Ontology annotation, molecular function: transmembrane transporter activity. Gene Ontology annotation, biological process: monoatomic anion transport; transmembrane transport. Gene Ontology annotation, cellular component: plasma membrane. The record is from RefSeq and is a predicted model, not a curated record. Lineage: Eukaryota; Metazoa; Arthropoda; Insecta; Diptera; Drosophilidae.